Messenger RNA from Procambarus clarkii (red swamp crayfish), 1695 nucleotides. RefSeq names its product facilitated trehalose transporter Tret1. Gene Ontology annotation, biological process: carbohydrate transport; transmembrane transport. NCBI's taxonomy places the organism in Eukaryota, Metazoa, Arthropoda, Malacostraca, Decapoda, Cambaridae. Gene Ontology annotation, cellular component: membrane. The record is from RefSeq and is a predicted model, not a curated record. Gene Ontology annotation, molecular function: sugar transmembrane transporter activity.
GGGGGCAGUGUGGGGGAGAGAGGGUGGUGGAAGAAACACAAGUGGUGUUAUCAAUGGUGGAACAAGAGAUACCGAAGAGCAGAGCGGCAACCAGUAGUCCGGAGCCGUCGGCGCUGACCCGUCCAGUCCGCUGUGAGGAACACUCUGAAGACCUCAGCAGGGAUUAUGGAGGAGUUAGGACACUCAAGGGCCGGUUUGGUCCAGGAAAAGAAGCCGUCGCACCUUGUCCAGUACAUCGCGGCGCUUUCAGUGGCCAUGGGGGCCCUGAGCUUCGGCGCCGGCCUGGGCUACGCCUCCCCGGCCAGCCCCAUGCUCAAGGACAACUCAACCAACGCGUCCCUGGUCAUUAACGAGGAGCAGGUCAACUGGUUCUCCUCCACCGUCAACAUUGGAGCCCUGGUUGGGGGCCCCGUGGGCGGCCUCUGCAUCAACCUGCUCGGGAGGAGGGGAGCCAUGUUGGCCUCUGUGCCGCCCUUCCUCGCCUCCUGGGCCUUGAUUGCGUUCGCACAAAACUUCGCCAUGCUGGUGAGCGGACGCAUCCUGGUGGGGGUGUGCGCGGGAGUGACCUGCAUCGCGGUGCCCACCUACAUCGGGGAGAUCGCCUCGCCGGACAUCAGAGGCACUCUUAGUACGUUCUUCCAGUUGAUGGUUGUGGUCGGUAUAGAGUUCGCUUAUAUUUUUGGCGCCAUCGUGAACUCGUGGCGAGGCCUAGCUGGCGUCUGCGCCAUUCCUGUUGUCGUGUACUUUGUCCUCAUCCUCUUCGUCAAGGAGUCACCAUCUUACCUUCUCUCUAAAGGAAAGGAGAAACAGGCCAGGGAAGUGUUGCAGCACUUCAGGGGGAAACACUACAACGUAGAUGAAGAACUACAAGGGAUGAGAGAAGCCCAGGAGGAGUCAGAGAGGAACAAGAUAUCCAUGAAGGAUCUCACGGAACCAUACAUCCUUAAACCACUCUUAAUUUGCCUGGCCCUCAUGGUCUUCCAGCAGCUGGCUGGCAUCAACGCUGUGCUCUUCAACCUUGCCACCAUUUUCGAGGAUGCGGGAUCGAGCUUGUCAGAUGACGCGAGUGUGAUCAUCGUGGGGAUGAUGCAGGUGUUGGCCACACUGGCGGCCGGAGCUCUCAUGGACAGAGCUGGCAGGAAGCUGCUCCUCAUCAUCUCCGCCUCCGCCAUGGUCAUCUCCCUGGUGACCCUCGACGUGUUCUUCUACGAGAAGGCGCAAGAUGAAGCCAAGGCUGUGAGUAGCCUGGGCUGGCUGCCCCUCACAUCUCUCAUUGUCUACAUAAUCGCCUUCUCCGUCGGCUACGGCCCCAUCCCCUGGGUCAUGAUGGGUGAACUGUUCUCCCUGAACGUGCGGGAAGCGGCCAGCGGACUGGCCACCAUGACCAACUGGACCACGUCAUUCAUCAUCACUCUGCUCUUUGCACCCUUGCAGACGGCAAUAGGGCCCUAUGGAGUGUACUGGGUGUUCGCUGGCUUCUGCGCUAUAAACUUAAUUUUCUGCCUGCUGGUGGUACCGGAAACGAAGGGCAAGACGCUGCAGGAGAUCACCGCGUACUUCGGAGCGCCCAACACCACGACGAAAAAGGAAGUUGACGAUAAACUGAGGACAGACGACCCCCACACAACCCUCCAUGUGUAAUUAACAAUACUUAAACGAACAUAAAAAUUAACAUACGGUGUUACCUAGUCACGA